Molecule: messenger RNA, 1926 nt
Organism: Sinocyclocheilus rhinocerous
Lineage: Eukaryota; Metazoa; Chordata; Actinopteri; Cypriniformes; Cyprinidae
Exons: 12
Coding region: 1-1926 (641 amino acids)
Molecular function (GO): guanyl-nucleotide exchange factor activity
Source: RefSeq, a predicted model, not a curated record
AUGUUUCAAAGAGGAGGGGAAGAGAUAGGUUGGACAGAUGAGAGAGAGAGAAAGACAAGUGAUAGAAAGACAAAGUCACAGAAUCAGAGAGCUCUCCUGUCAUUUCUAACCAUAUCAAAACAUAGAAGUGUGACAUUUCAUUGGCUUUUAAAGUUAAUCAGUUUGAGCAAAGAAACUACUAGAAAAGAUCCGAACCACAGAGGAUCUGAAACGACAGUCCUGGAUUUGGACCUGGAAGACCGUCGGAUCAUGGAGAAUGGCAAAAUAGAGGGUACAGGUAAUGACAUAGAUGCCAUAGACCUUCAGUUGCAGGCGAUGUGGGUGGAGCUAAAAUUUGGAGUUGGAAGUGUGGUUGAAGAUUUUGCCACCCUACGGCAAACCUACAGCCGACUGGAGGAGAAAGUCUCUACCUAUCAACAAGAAGCUAAUGAAAAGAUCCUGUCUCUCAGAAACACACUUAACACAUUACAGGUUCUAACAGUUAUAUUAUGCUCAAGGGGGGAGGGAUCAGUGGAUGGCCACGCCUCUCUAAACAGCCAAACAGAACUCAGUCUCAUUCAGCAUUACACAAGCAGCCUAUCAGCUAAUCAGAACUCUUGUCCUGAGCAUGACGGUCAAAAGAAGUCUCCAGUGUGGAGGGAGAGAAAAAACAGCCGAGAUUUGAAAGAACAAAAUAUCUCAACUAUAACUCAGAGGCAGACUGCAGCACUGGAGCUGUUGGAGUCUGAGAGAGCGUAUGUGUCGUAUCUCUCACUCCUGUUAAAGGCCAACAUCAGUUUUAAUGGCUCGGAAAACAUCGACCUCAAAGACAAACGGCCUUUCCCUCCCUCUCUACGCUUCUUGAUUCAGCAGCAUCUGGAACUCCUUCACCUCCUUCAGGAGAGAGUUCUUAAGAGCCACUGGCAAGGAAUCAUGGGAGAUGUAUUUCUAAGGCUCACUAGCAAAGACAGUGAUUUUUUGGAUCAUUAUGUAUCAUACCUACGGGACCUGCCAGAAUGUUUGACAGUUGUUAGUCUGUUCUCCUCUUCAAAAUCAGCCAGCUUACUGGAGAGUGACAUCACAGGGGAUGAGACACGUCCAUCUCUGCAUUCUCUGCUUCUACGACCUGUCCAACGUAUCCCAGAAUACCACACUCUCCUCCAGAGUCUUCUGCAGCAGACAGAGUCAGAGCAUCCAGACUAUUACCUGUUACUGGUGUCUGUGCAACAACUCCGAUCUUUCAUGACCCAGUACAGCCAUCUGCUACAGCACAACCAGGAGCUCCUCACACACAGUCAUGCCCUGCGAGAACACACACACAACCUGUGCACACACCAGCAGGAGCGGCCCUCACACACCCAAAAAGAGCUUAGCAGGUCUACAGUGAGACAGCUGUAUAAAGUCGACUAUGAGAAAAAUUACAGCAACACCAGCACACAAAAUGAUCCCUCUCGAUGUAACAAACGCUACCCUGACUAUGAAACGGCACCCUAUCACUACGACCCAGAAAUCCCAUCCCCUGUCUCCUUACUGUCUGACUCUGACUCUCGCCACAAAGCCAUCUCAGUUCCUCUGCGCAGCAUUCCAGAGACGGAGGGAACGGGAUCUGUCCUCUCUGAUGCUCUGAGUGCGCUCUUUCCCUACGGAGCCGGAGGCUCUCGCUGCUCAAGCCCGUCUCAUUCCUCUGACUCCAGCAUUGAUAUUGCCUUUGUGCGUUGUAGUUCUUCUCAUAGUCCACCUCGACAGUCCCACAGUAGAGGGCGAAGAGCUGGGGGUGUGGUUUAUAGGUCCAACAGAGCCUGUGUGUCACCUGACUCAGCAGAUAUUGUGAGACCACACCCUCUACAGGCAGUGCAGAGAAAGAGCAAAUCACUGAAUGGCCUGCAGAUGGACAUUCUGGCAACCACCCACAAAACCUUACAAUUGUCCCUAAAAGCUGAAAAUUAA